GGUGCGCUGACUACGCCACGCCGAUCGCGAACGCGAGUCUGGUUCAAAUGUGGCGCGGACAGUUCUGAAACUGUUGCUGGCAGUAGCGGAGUGCGAAUUGUGAACACACCGAAUUAAACGCACGCGAGUGGUUCUAAAAACGAGUUUAAGCCGGACAGUGUUUCAACCGUCAAGGGAGAUAAGAGGCUUUGGCUGCGCACGUACAUUGUAGGUGAUGGCGCGCCAGCAGUGUUGGCUGAUCCUGGCAGCCUGCGCCCUCUCAGCUAUUGUUACCUGGGGAUCGGCGAGAACUGCAAACGACGACGGAAUCUGCAUCAGGGUGACGCAGUACGUUGCUGGUGAAGGCAAGAGGGCUAUUGAUGGGACUACACUCACUUACUGUGCAGGUGAGAGGGAUUGUCGCAAAACAGCCGAUCAGGUCUGCUGUAACGGCUGGAGGCGGGACCCGGAUUCGAAGAAGUUACGCUGCAUCAAGAUCAUCAGUAAUGACUCUGCACUGGAUAUUUAUACUGACCUGGGCAGUGCUGAAGAUUCCAGACCAGUUGGCAGGUUUGAGAAUGCAUUGAAGAAAGAAGCUGGUGUCCAGAAGAACGUGAGACGCCCUCGUGGAUCACCAUCCUCGCCUGAGAACACUUCUCCUGUGAGUCCUCUUGUAAAUAUUGGCCAUAGUGAAGCAAAUGUACCUUCGAAUGGGAGUGUUAAGGUGUCAAGCACAGCUGAUGAUCACUCUGUACAGGAUCGACAACAGGCCUCGCAAAAUGCCUCUCCGGACGUGGCAGCCAAAGGAAAUGGGAAGACUGGAACUGGGGCACUCAAGAGCAAUCCGACCAACUCUCCAGCGAUUCCGGCUGUAGCUAGCAGUGGUACCGGCCACACGUUGACAAAUGGGAAACAGCCAGUAGAGCCUCCGGGAAGCAGUGCCAAUAACACUCAAUCCGAGCCAAAUGCUGCGAGCAGUGCUCAGCUACCUGUCACUGCCACCAGGGAUGCCCCACAUUCCAGUACAGAGAAACAAUCUCGACCCUCCGAAAGCCAUACAGAAGUGACUGGUACUAACCAGGAAUCCUCGAAGAAUGGGCCAGCGUCUGCACAUGAACAGUCGAACACCAUUUCUAGCCAGGUUGAAGAGCCACAUGGCGUUCAACCAGUGGUUGUUCACGCUGAACCCAAAAACGACGGUAGCAGUCCCAGCAAAAUCGGCCACUCUGAGGUGGACUCACAGACACCUGCCAUGAAGGAACACAGUGACCAGCAUGGGGACACCACCCAAACGAGAGGCCCAGCAGGACCAGUGAGAAGUUCUGUCGCCACAGCGUCCACUGCUGCCAGCGGCGCGACCACCAGCAUGACUUCACAGCCACCAGUUCCCAUCACAGACCUGACAGUGGCCACCAGUACCUCCAGAGUACAGCCCCAGGGGGGGCAGACUGUCACCAGUCUGAGUCCAUCGAUCAGCCACAGUGUUGACCCAGUAACGACUGUCUCAUCAGUGUCCACUACCCCCAGCGAAGGCAGAGGGUCUGCAAGCCCAUCGGGGCAAAGCAAUAACCAUCCAACUGCCAGUGGUUCUGUAGUCCAUGUACCUAUGCAUUCUGAUCAAGACAUCAGUUCCACGAACCAAAGUGCGCAAGAUACAGGAGGACCCCUGACACUCACAAGCGAAGAUCUGGCCCAUGGACGUCAUGAGGACACCAUACCAUCGCCAGGCACCUUUCAGUCCACCUCUGCACCACCCACUCCCGUCACCACCAUGCAUUACAGUGCAUCCACCACCACCGCAACCAGCACUAAUGUAUCAGCAUCUGCAGCAGUCAGCACCAACACAACUGGUGCUGCUGCAUCACAGCCACAAGGCUCCAAUGGCACACACGUAAUAGAAAAGGGAACACUUGACAACACCGUCCAUGGGGGACCUUCAGCUCCACUUGAAAUCGCUACAACUGCAUCGAAUCAGACCAUCACCCAUGCAGGCACCACUCCUGCAAGUGCUGGCAUCAGAGCCAGUGUUCCAGUUUUACAGCAUCCAAACGUGCAUACAGGUAACAUCAACGCGUACAACGUUACAGUGGAAACCAAGAGCGGCAACGGAAGUAAAACCCAAGGGGCCUCGGCUGGAGAUUCUUCUGCGACUGCCGGUCAACAGGGAGGCACCAGCGCUGCCAACAGUACGGAGAAGAACGGCAACGGCACCAGUAUUGCCAACUGCUCACUCGCUGAACCGCUAAAGAACUGCAAUAACACUAACGAUACCGCCCCCACUGUUACGCCGCAGUCGUCGACGGCGCCACCAGUCGCAAAACCGCUGGGUGACAAGGCUCGCGCCGGAACCGCACUGCCAUCUGGCCGCAGCGCGUCGAAAACGGCGAGCGAGGUGACUAUCAGCUUGCUUCUCGUGGCAGCCGUCGCCUUCGUGGUGGCGCUGCUGUACUGGCGCUCGCGGCGGCGGAGGCGGCGCUAUAUAAACUGCGGCACUCGCGAGCCAAAUCUCCACUUCUCAAACCCAGUGUACGACCUGGAGGCAAUGAUGGAACAAACGUCUCUGGUGAAGCUGCAGAAUGCUGCAGACGUCGAAGAUGGCGAUCUCGAAGACUCGGACCGUGACGCAACUUUCCAGAGGAAGUGAGCUUGGGCCAACAGGGCCGUGACAUGGAUUGCUAAUACAUGGAUCAGGAGAGCAUGUGGACCCAUCAGGCAUAAGAAAUCUGUGGGACCCCACAGUCAGUGCUGUAAUGAAACUUUCUGUCGUUUGUGUUGCUGGUUUUCCUCGCAGUCCAUGAGCUGUGUGUCAGUGCAUUGUGAUGUCAGAGUAUUAAGCAUUUAGAUAACUAGUGUGUCAGAAAUGGAGCUGAAAUGUGGCCCAAUUCGCUACAUCCUAAGUUUUUGCGCAUCAGACUGCCUGAUGUCAGUGUGUCGAUGUUACUUUGUGAAGAUUCAAAUUUUUUGUGUUUAAAAUUUGAGGGUGGCCUCCUUAAAGGGGGAAUAUUUUGCACUUUCACAGGAAAUUGGAUUUAUUACCAGAUGUUCUACAAUAUUUUUCUUGUGUAUGCUGAAAUAAUUUUCAGUUUAGUAAGAUGUUGAUAGUUUUGUGUAACAUUUGGGUGAUGCCGAAUGUGAAAUUUUUCACCAUGACAUUUAAGACCAGUUCAUUUCCUACAGCUGCAGAAAGAUUUUUCUUUUUCUCUAUCUCUGUUCUAAGUCUAUUUUAUAGAUUUAUUAUUGUACAUGUUUCUUUUAUCUUUUAUGACAAAAGAUCGUCAUGCAUUGCUGAUGUAAUUUCUGAAUUCUGUAAUUUCUUGUGACACAGUAUUCGAACAUUGUGCUGAAUUUUAAGUCAGUUGACAUUCAUUACUAACUAUAACUGUUUCUUAAUGGUAGUUUUAUUUUGACAGAAAACAUGGUGUGCUAUUUA
Messenger RNA from Schistocerca nitens (vagrant locust), 3409 nucleotides. RefSeq names its product mucin-5AC-like. The transcript is spliced from 8 exons. Lineage: Eukaryota; Metazoa; Arthropoda; Insecta; Orthoptera; Acrididae. The record is from RefSeq and is a predicted model, not a curated record. Bases 215 to 2623 code for a protein of 802 amino acids.